This is a messenger RNA of Besnoitia besnoiti, 1476 nucleotides long. RefSeq names its product phosphoglycerate mutase family protein. Gene Ontology annotation, molecular function: phosphatase activity. The transcript is spliced from 11 exons. Gene Ontology annotation, cellular component: cytoplasm. The coding region runs from base 1 to 1476 and encodes 491 amino acids. The record is from RefSeq and is a predicted model, not a curated record. NCBI's taxonomy places the organism in Eukaryota, Apicomplexa, Conoidasida, Eucoccidiorida, Sarcocystidae.
AUGAAGAACUUUUUCCGGUUUAGCAGAGGAAACUCCUCUGGCGAGCGCGUGGAGGCCGCUGAAGUGUCGCACAAUGGCUCCGCGGCAACCUCCGUGAAGUCCUCCUCUCUCAGGGUGAUCUUCGUGCGGCACGCGGAGUCUAUGAACAACGAGCUCUACCAGAGGCUGCGGGAGAACGCUGUCGCUGGAAGACUUACCGCGAAUUCGUCAGUUGAGGAUCUCUUCGAGGCGCAGCGCGACAUCGAUCCCGGUUUGAGCGAGCGCGGUCGCCAGCAAGCGCUGCUGCUCGGCGAGCACUUUCGCGAUGCGUACUUAUCCGACUGCGGAGUUUCUCUCUCGCCUUCGUUCCCGCCGACGGCGACGACGGCCUCGAGCUCCGCCGCGUCUCGGUCUCCUCCUCCCCUUCCUGUGUCGCCUGCGCCGGUCGCGGGCGCCGAGCAAGCUGAAGAGGCUUGUGCGGCGUCUGACGCGCUUCACGCAGAGACGCGGCUGAGGGAGAGCGCAGAGGCGACGGCGGACAGUCCCGCGUGUGGCGGCCGUCCGACUGCGGAGAGAGACGCGGAGGCCAGCGAACCGACCGAUAAUACCGAAGAAGAGCUCGAAAGCCGAGGAGACCGCGCGCCGGAGGCAGCGCGGAAGGAAGACGCGCCGAGCGACGGCGGAGCCAGAGACUCCAGUGGCCGCGUGGAGGCGCGUGGGGGUGACCGGCUAGUCUCCGUUCCGCGCGUGGAAGGCGUGAGAGUCCUCGUCUCCCCCCUCCUGCGCACGAUCCUGACUGCGAUGCCGCUCUGCGAGAGGCUCAAUUUGAGACCAGCUGACUGCGUGCUGAAUCCCGAAACUUUCGAAGUUGGUGGCCUGUACAGAUUUUGCCGCGUCGCAGAGGGGGAAACACCGGUGUGUAUGAGUUACGCAGGCUGCACGAAGAAAGACUACGAAUCGCGAUUUGGCGGUCGCCUCACUGCGCCUGACUGCCUCGAGGACGGCUGGUAUACUCCUGGUCGGGGCAAGGAAAGCUUUUCUGAGGCGAAAGCGCGGGCGAACCGCGUCGCGGAAUCGUUGUGGCAGAUGACAGAGAGCGCGGAGGAGGAGGGCCUCAAAGUGUUGAUUGUCGUGAGCCACGCGCACUUUCUGGAUCUGUUGAUGAAGGCGCUUUUUGCGCCAAAGAGUCCGGAGGACGUUUCCUCCGUGUCGCCCUUCUUUGCGCAUCCGGGUGGCGCGGCGCUCGGGAAGCCUGCGUGUCGCGGGGGCAACGAGGUCACCGCGGCACACACGUUCCUCUUCAGCAACACGGGCGUCACGUCACUGCGGCUGUCGUGCGUCACGGAGAGCCUCGCGCCGCUGCCUGAGCCGUCCGCCGCGCUUCUCAAGACGCAGUGGCUGUUCUCCGCCUCCUCCGCGGCCAAGUCCUCGCGGUACAUCGUCGUCGACUGGAUGAACCGGGUAGAGCACCUUGAUGGGCAACGAGGAAACCUCUGA